This is a messenger RNA of Trichomonas vaginalis G3, 1005 nucleotides long. RefSeq lists its product as uncharacterized. NCBI's taxonomy places the organism in Eukaryota, Parabasalia, Trichomonadida, Trichomonadidae. The record is from RefSeq and is a predicted model, not a curated record. Bases 1 to 1005 code for a protein of 334 amino acids. The transcript has a single exon.
AUGGGCGGGUGCAAUUCUUCCAGUCUCGACUGCAUUUCAAAUCCAUAUAACUAUUACAUGGGUUCACUCGAAAGAGGACCUGAUUUUAGAGCUAUCACGAUGCAUCCAGUGAUUUAUUCUCAAUAUGAUAAAAACAAGGUAAUUGUUCCUGCUUCAAUAUCAUUACAGGAUUUUCAAAUUAAAUAUCCAUUCCCGAUCAUACCAAUAUGUUGUGAUGGAGAAAAUGUUGACGUUAUUGUUGGUUGUGAUUAUUAUUUUAUUAACAAAAAUAACGAUAUCGGAUAUUUAGAACUUACAUAUGAAUAUUAUCGGUGUAUUACUCCAAAAGUUGUACGUGUAGUUGUUCGUAAAGCCAAUGAAACUAAAUCAGUUGAAAAGAGGAUGUUAAAGAUUGCAAAACUGUUGCUUUUCCCAGUAUCAGAAUCAUUAUCGUCUCAAAUUCAAGAUUUGAACUGCGAUCUUCCAAAUUUUUUCGAAUUUAAGAAGAAAUUACUUGACGAAAACGAAAUAAUAUAUAAUCCAGUAUAUCCAAAACGUUCAUUCACAUUCGGUGAUACAGUAGCUGCUAUGCAAUCAGAUCCCCCUAGAUUUAGACCAAAGAAACUUAAUAAUUCAAAUGUGACUCAAGUAAACAACAGUAAAGAAACGUUCAUUGCCAAAGAAAAUAAAUUCUCUAAUCAAAUAUUAAAGCGAUCUGAUAACAAAUAUCAAAAAAUAAAUGAAAAUCAAGAAAUUCAAAAUUUUAAUGAGGAAAUUGAGGAACAAUAUGAAAAUGAUAAAUGGGUAUAUCAAGAUUAUGAUCAUUCCUAUGAUCUCAUACCAAAAAUCAACGAAGAUUAUGUUUAUUAUAUUGUAAAUAAAAGUCAGAAGUCGGAAAUAGGAUUGAAUGACGAAUAUUACUAUCCUGUCAUCGCAUUUCGUGGUGUAUUCAAUGACCGUGUGUUCUUUUUCUACGGUCCAAGUCUCUUUGUAGUAUCAAUUACAAAACAAAUUGCUGGUGCAUAA